CGCGAAGCCAGUGAGCGACGGAAGUGACCGACUCGUUCCGCGACACAUAUUCUGUCGUUCGAUCGAAGAAUCAGACAAAGAGAAGCGGAUGAUUCUUUAAGCAUCGUCUCUGUCUCUGAGGUCCAGUGCAGUCGGUUGCCAUGACGUCUCCAGGGGGACAAGGAGGGGGAGGAGCUCUGUCGACCAGAGGAGGGGGCGGGGCCCGGAGGAUGAAAUGGGCUUUGGAGCUGAGCGCCGGAAACACGAGGAGUCGUGGCGACCGGCAGGGCGGGCAGGGCGACGUUGUCUACCCCAUCGGCUACUCGGAGAAACCCGUCCCCGACACCAGCAUCCAGGAGACGGACAAGAACCUGGUGGAGAAGCGCUGUUGGGACGUGGCCCUCGGGCCCCUGAAGCAGAUUCCCAUGAACCUGUUCAUCAUGUACAUGUCGGGCAACACCAUCUCCAUCUUCCCCAUCAUGAUGGUGUGUAUGAUGGCCUGGAGGCCCAUCCAGGCUCUGAUGUCCAUGUCUGCCACCUUCAAGCUGUUGGAGUCGUCCAGUCAGCAGUGGCUGCAGGGCCUCGUCUACCUGGUGGGAAACCUCCUGGGCUCCGCCUUGGCCAUAUACAAGUGUCAGUCAAUGGGCCUGCUCCCAACACACUCGUCUGAUUGGCUGGCCUUCAUAGAGCCGCCUCAGAGGAUGGAGAUCAUGGGCGGAGGGAUGGUGCUGUGAAGAGGACGCAUUCCAAUACUCACAGAGGGUUAUAUACUGAUGACGGGUCACAAUACACACACACACACACACCCACAUCGUCUCAUUUACUUACUCAGAUUAUUUAUCUGUUCCAGAUCCAGUUUGUGUUUGAGACAAACUUCAUUAAUAACAGAACUUUAUGUAAACAAUCACAAUCUGUGAAGUUUGUUUUUGUUUUUGUUUUUCAGUUAGUAAAUCAUCCACCUGUAUAACUGAUUUCUUCUCUGAAAGUGUUGUAUGAAAUAUUAAAUCCAUAUUGUCUGAA
Molecule: messenger RNA, 999 nt
Organism: Scophthalmus maximus (turbot)
Lineage: Eukaryota; Metazoa; Chordata; Actinopteri; Pleuronectiformes; Scophthalmidae
Gene: emc4
Product: ER membrane protein complex subunit 4
Exons: 6
Coding region: 141-713 (190 amino acids)
Biological process (GO): protein folding in endoplasmic reticulum
Cellular component (GO): EMC complex
Source: RefSeq, a predicted model, not a curated record